Ruditapes philippinarum (Manila clam) is the source of this 1191-nucleotide messenger RNA. RefSeq names its product short-chain collagen C4-like. NCBI's taxonomy places the organism in Eukaryota, Metazoa, Mollusca, Bivalvia, Venerida, Veneridae. Bases 150 to 950 code for a protein of 266 amino acids. The record is from RefSeq and is a predicted model, not a curated record. The transcript is spliced from 2 exons.
AACGACUUUAAACAAAGGAUACCUUGACAAAAUCUGAUAAACAAAGUGCCACAUCAUAGUUUAAACUAAAGGUGGAGUAUAUUUAGACUGUCCAAGAUAUUAUAUAUAUACCGAUAUGUGCCGUGCGUGUCAUUUGGGAUUAUCUGUCAAUGCUUACAGAUUACAAUAAAAAGUUAAAAGUAAUGAAUUUCACUAAAGUAUUCAUCUUGUGUGGACUCUAUCUCUGUGCAUGGACGCAUGAUAACAAAACUGUAGAUCAGAAUCCUUCCGCAGGCAAUACAAUAAAUAAGCUAUUAGACCAUGCUAGAUAUGAUCUUCAAGAUGCAGGAAUCGCGAUGCUACUGAAAGAACUCAAAGAUGCCAGAACUUACGAAAAAAAUGGUAAGCACGUGUCUACCCCUCUUGAAAUUACAAGCAUUUACACACGUUGGGGACGUAGGACAUGUCCUGCUGGUGCAUCCUUAGUUUAUGAAGGAUUUGCAGCUGGGGGAGAACACCAGUCAACUGGGGCAGCUGCAAAUUAUUUAUGUCUUCCAAGUAAUCCAGACUGGGAUAAUAAGAGCCAUAACCCUAAGUACACAAGCUUGAUACAUGGAGUAGAAUAUGAAACCCAGCAAAGCUUGUUGCACGAACUUCACGAUCAAGACGUUCCCUGUGCUAUUUGUCAAGUCUCAAGCGGCAGUGUUGUGAUGGUACCCGGAAAGAAUACCUGUUUCAAAAACUUUGUUAAAGAAUACAACGGUUAUCUUAUGGCUGGACUUCCUAUUCAUAGGGCAGCUUCUGAGUAUGUUUGUGUUGAUGGUGAACCUGAACCAGCCAACAAAUCUCUUGCUCAGAAUCACAAUGGAAAAUUGUUUUAUUUUGUUCGAGCAAAAUGUGGCUCACUCAAAUGUCCUCCAUAUAAAGAAGGUGACGACCUUACAUGUGUCGUUUGUUCUUAUUCUCCUUGACGUACAUUUAAUUUGUUCUCCAUAUAUCUAAUUGCAACAUCGUUUACAAUUAUAAUAAUUUGUCAAAGAAAAUAUAAAUUAUUUUCACAAAAAAAUUGUUUCUGUGGUUUGUACACUGUCUUUGUUUUGAAGUGGAGACAGCAAAAUUUUAAUGAUAUUUUUACUAAGUCUAAUGGGAUGUUUACUUCUGCAUGUUGUUGCAAGAACAUUUAUAUUUGAUAUCAGAAAUUGAAACAUGUUC